ACUGCUUCCUAAAAAUGGAGUUCUUAAUGACACCAGAGCCGGGCCGAGCUAUGUAAGGUAUCCAGGGUUUGGUCUCCCAGCUUCUCCUGUCUGUCUUUUUGCCUUUGUCUUUAAACAAGGACUGCUAGUCUGCUGUGGCUGCUUCCCAGUGGCCUCAAACUAUCUAGAUGGAUUCAUAGGCAGGCCAGAAAGCUGGAUAUCCGCAGGAUCUUUUAUUGGAAUUCCUCUUCAUCCCCCCGGGUAAAUAAGCAACGACACCCCAACAUGGCCUUCCAAAUGAAGAACGUUUGCUGGUUCCUGGCAGGUUUUUCGGUGCUUUCCUGCUGCAGGGCAGAAGAAGGACUGGAGUUCCCUACCUACGAUGGGAAAGAUCGUGUGAUUGACCUGAGUGAGAAGAACUACAAGCAGGCCUUGAAGAAGUACGAGACAUUUGGUGUGUUGCUCCAUGAACCGGUGACUUCUGACAAAACCUCUCAGAGGCGUUUUCAGAUGACUGAGAUGGUGCUGGAGCUUACUGCCCAGGUUCUAGAGGAAAAAGGCAUUGGCUUUGGAUUAGUGGAUUCCAAGAAAGAUGCAAAACUUGCCAAAAAGCUAGGUUUGGAUGAAGAAGGAAGCCUCUAUGUCUUUAAAGAGGACCACAUAAUUGAGUUUGAUGGGGAAAUGGCAGCAGAUGUCUUGGUUGAAUUCCUUUUAGAUCUGAUGGAAGACCCAGUGGAGAUCAUCAGCAACAAGCUGGAGCUGCAGGGCUUUGACCACAUUGAAGAGGAGAUCAAACUCAUUGGCUACUUCAAAGGAGAAGAUUCAGAACAUUACAAAGCAUUUGAAGAGGCAGCUGAACAUUUCCACCCCUAUCUCAACUUCUUUGCCACCUUUGACAAAGGGGUUGCAAAGAAAUUAGGUCUGAAGCUAAAUGAGGUGGAUUUCUAUGAGCCAUUUAUGGAUGACCCAAUUCAUGUCCCUGACAAGCCAUAUACAGAAGAGGAGCUGAUUGAGUUUAUAAAUGAGCACAAAAGAGCCACACUGCGCAAAUUACGCCCGGAGGACAUGUUUGAGACCUGGGAGGACGACCUGGAUGGAAUUCACAUUGUGACAUUUGCUGAAGAAGAGGACCCAGAUGGCUUUGAAUUCCUGGAGAUUGUCAAGCAAGUUGCCAAAGACAACACCAACAAUCCUGACUUGAGCAUCGUGUGGAUUGAUCCAGAUGACUUUCCUCUGCUCAUCAUAUACUGGGAAAAGACCUUCAAGAUUGACUUAUUCAAGCCACAGAUUGGUGUGGUCAAUGUCACAGAUGCUGACAGUGUCUGGAUGGACAUCAGGGAUGAUGACAACCUUCCCACAGCGGAGGAAUUGGAAGAUUGGAUAGAAGACGUACUUUCUGGGAAAAUAAACACUGAAGAUGAUGAUGAUGAUAUUGAUGAAGAUGACGACGACGACGAUGACGAUGAUGACGACGACGAUGACUAGGACAUGGGUCUCUGAAAUCGGGACAGUAAAUCUAUAUCCCUCUCAGUGUCUCUUCCCUGAAGGGAAGACAUUUUCCUAUUAGAACUUCCAAAAGCUGCUUCAAAGGGUCGUUAAAGACUCAUUGCUUCCUUGUUUCCUUUCCUUUAUCCCCUUUUAAAAAAUAGCCCCUAUUCUGGCUUCCAGGAGGUAUUCAUAAAGCAUACUGAAAUAAAUAAAACAUGGUGAAUGCUUAA
Molecule: messenger RNA, 1697 nt
Organism: Hemicordylus capensis (graceful crag lizard)
Lineage: Eukaryota; Metazoa; Chordata; Lepidosauria; Squamata; Cordylidae
Gene: CASQ2
Product: calsequestrin 2
Exons: 11
Coding region: 265-1464 (399 amino acids)
Biological process (GO): regulation of cardiac muscle contraction by regulation of the release of sequestered calcium ion
Cellular component (GO): sarcoplasmic reticulum lumen
Molecular function (GO): calcium ion binding
Source: RefSeq, a predicted model, not a curated record